Messenger RNA from Vollenhovia emeryi, 1149 nucleotides. RefSeq lists its product as uncharacterized. Gene Ontology annotation, molecular function: catalytic activity. The annotation marks the transcript as partial. The transcript has a single exon. The record is from RefSeq and is a predicted model, not a curated record. NCBI's taxonomy places the organism in Eukaryota, Metazoa, Arthropoda, Insecta, Hymenoptera, Formicidae.
AUGAAGGUGCUCCAAGCGAACCUCAACCACGCCUGCCAGGCCCAGGACCUCUUCCUACACAGCCUGGCAGAGCGUGGUUGUGGGCUCGGAGUUAUAGCCGAGCCGUACCGUGUCCCCAAAAACCCCUGCUGGGCAGGGAGCACGGACGGCUCGGCCGCUAUACUCUGGAGGCGGACGGGAGAGAGGACCCCUCCCAUGUCCAGAUUGAAAGCUGGCGAAGGAUGGGUUGCAGUGGAGUGGGGGCCUCUAGUAGUGGUUGGGGUCUAUAUCAGACCCAGCCUAACAAGGGCGGAGCUAGAGGCCCGGCUGCAGGAAUUGGAGGACGUGGUCCGGGAGUAUCUUCCCGGGCCACUGCUGGUCGCCGGGGACUUCAAUGCCAAAUCGGCACUGUGGGGUUCCCGGCGGCCAGACGUCAAAGGAGCGGAGGUGGAGGCCUGGGCGGCGCGCCUGGGCCUCCACUUAGAGAACGUGGGAGCGGUGAGCACAUGCGUGAGGCCGCAGGGGGAGUCAAUAGUCGACUUGACGUGGACUUCCCCUGCGGCUGCGAGGAUGGUGGGAUCGUGGGAAGUGGCGGAGGGCGUGGAAUUGCUCUCCGACCAUCUCCCCAUAGAGAUAGAGCUUUCCUGGGAGACCAGAAACAGGGGAGCCCAGGAAGAAGCGGUCAGAUGGAGGACCGACAAGAUGGACGCCGACAAGCUGGUGGAGACAGUGGGGGUGGCGUUGUGGACGCACCCGGAGCCGGCGUCCACGGUAGAGGACGAGGUGGCAUGGCUGCGGCGAGCAAUGACGAGCGCGUGCGACAGUGCGAUGCCGCGGGCAAGGUUCGCCCCACGCAGAGCGGCCUACUGGUGGUCGGAGGAAAUCGAGGAACUUAGGAGAUCCUCAGUGGCCGCCAGGAGAGCCGUCCUGCGGGCGAGAAGAAGGAGGAGAACCACCCAAGCGGAGGAGGAUAGACUCCUGGAGGAAUUCCGGCAGAAAAGGAAGGCCCUGAGAACGGCCAUCAAGCUAGCGAAGGAGAGGGCAUGGAAUGACCUCAUACAAUCCCUAGACACGGAUCCGUGGGGGCGCCCCUACAGGCUUGUUAUGAACAGGCUAAACUCGGGGGCGCCCCCCACGGUGGGGGCGUUGAGGCCGGAAUUCCUCCAGGAG